CAAAUCCUAAAAUAAUUCAUUCCAAACAAAGCGAGUGUUCGCAGAAACUUGCAAAACCCUCUUUGGUGCUUCGUUUCUCUCUUUUGUUUCUUUCGCUAUAACAUUGUAGUGGCAGUGGGAAUAGGAGUCUUCGAUUUAGAGAAGUAGAGAGAGAAGAUGCCAGGGGCAACAAUGGAGAUGGAACCAGUGGAGCCACAAUCUCUGAAGAAGCUCAGUUUCAAAUCCCUAAAGCGAGCUCUCGAUCUCUUCUCUCCUCUCCAUGGCCACUUAGCCCCACCUGACUCUGAGAGUAAGAAGAUACGCAUGAGCCAUAAGCUCAAUAUGGAGUAUGGAGGGAUAAAAACCACAGAGACCCAGCUUCCUGCCCAAGCGAAGUCAGCUGCACAAGAUCAAUCUCAGCAAACUCCAUCCAAUGCUCUUGCCCUUCCAGGUGCGGACAACUCUAGAGAUUCGCAAAAGGGAAGGGACCAAAAUGAUUUAGUUGUUGGUCCGUCUCUGCAAUCAAAGGGAUUAACUGAUGUUGGUUUUUCAGGCAAGAACACUGCUGUUGUUUCUACUCCUGGUUCAUCUGAAAGGAAUCUCUCAACUUCUGCCCUUAUGGAAAGAAUUCCAAGCAGAUGGCCGCGCCCUGUAUGGCAUGCCCCGUGGAAAAACUACAGGGUUAUUAGUGGCCAUCUGGGAUGGGUGAGAUCUAUAGCGUUCGAUCCAAGUAAUGAAUGGUUUUGCACAGGUUCUGCAGAUCGAACAAUCAAGAUAUGGGACGUAGGUAGUGGACAGCUAAAGCUCACACUAACUGGGCACAUCGAACAAGUACGAGGGCUUGCUGUUAGCAACAAACACACAUAUAUGUUCUCUGCUGGUGAUGACAAACAAGUGAAAUGCUGGGACCUUGAACAAAAUAAGGUUAUUCGUUCGUAUCAUGGUCAUUUAAGUGGUGUUUAUUGCUUGGCUCUUCAUCCCACUAUCGACAUUCUUCUUACUGGAGGUCGUGAUUCUGUCUGCCGGGUCUGGGAUAUCCGUAGCAAGAUGCAAAUUCAUGCACUCUCCGGGCAUGACAACACAGUUUGCUCAGUUUUCACUCGGCCUACGGAUCCACAAGUCGUCACUGGUUCCCAUGACACUACUAUAAAAUUCUGGGAUCUUAGAUAUGGUAAAACAAUGGCAACACUCACACACCAUAAGAAAUCUGUGCGAGCAAUGGCUCAGCAUCCUAAGGAGAAUUGUUUUGCUUCUGCGUCAGCUGACAACAUAAAAAAAUUCAACCUUCCAAAAGGAGAAUUUGUGCACAACAUGCUCUCUCAGCAGAAAACAAUCAUCAACACGAUGGCAGUCAAUGAAGAGGGUGUACUGGCUACAGCAGGUGACAAUGGGAGUCUCUGGUUCUGGGAUUGGAAGAGCGGUCACAAUUUCCAGCAAUCCCAAACAAUUGUACAGCCGGGCUCGCUCGAUAGUGAAGCUGGCAUAUAUGCGGUCUCCUAUGAUGUUACCGGUACAAGACUUAUCACUUGUGAAGCCGAUAAGACCAUCAAGAUGUGGAAAGAGGACGAAAAUGCCACCCCAGAAACUCAUCCAGUCAACUUCAAGCCGCCUAAAGAUAUUAGGCGGUUUUAGUCGUAUGCUGAUCAAAGUGUUCCCCGUAAAGCAGUUUCCCUUCUAUGAAGAAGCAGCUUCAUGAAUAGCUUUGUGAUAUGUUUUAACUUAAUGCUAAUUUUCUAAAUGUGGGUAUUUUUGCAAAAAAAUGAAUUAGAAAAGUGAGUUGCGAUAAAAUGAUCUAGAAAAGCUUUGUGAUAUGUAACUGGAAGUUAAUUAUCUAAAAUGACAAAUUUUAUAACACUUUUUUUUUUUUUUUUU
Molecule: messenger RNA, 1851 nt
Organism: Cornus florida
Lineage: Eukaryota; Viridiplantae; Streptophyta; Magnoliopsida; Cornales; Cornaceae
Product: protein pleiotropic regulatory locus 1
Exons: 17
Coding region: 157-1611 (484 amino acids)
Biological process (GO): mRNA splicing, via spliceosome
Cellular component (GO): precatalytic spliceosome; Prp19 complex; catalytic step 2 spliceosome
Molecular function (GO): protein binding
Source: RefSeq, a predicted model, not a curated record